This is a messenger RNA of Eutrema salsugineum, 670 nucleotides long. RefSeq lists its product as uncharacterized. Bases 169 to 603 code for a protein of 144 amino acids. The transcript has a single exon. Lineage: Eukaryota; Viridiplantae; Streptophyta; Magnoliopsida; Brassicales; Brassicaceae. The record is from RefSeq and is a predicted model, not a curated record.
GAAAUCCAAGAACAAACACCAAAACUCGGUUUAUUAUCCACUUUAUUCCGGUUAUUUCUGGUUCGAAGUACCAAUUUAAACCGGAAGGAGUCCGACAACAACAACAUCUCUGUCUCUCUGAGCCUCUCGAUUCUAAUCCAACCGAACAGAGUCACUAGAGAAGAGACAAUGGAAGAGACGACAUGGGAAGAGAGAUUACAAGCCGUGACUCACAUCCUCACAAACCCAACAACGGAACCAUCACUUCACUCUCAAUUCUUCAUCGGAAACCUAAUCCCAUGUUACAGCUCGUGGGAUUACCCUCCGAUCCUAUGUCAAUCACAUCUCCGUCGAUGGUGGUUCUCUCAAUUCCUCAAAAGGGCAUCGAGAUUGGGGCAUCCUGAUACAUCAUGGAGAUCGAAUUGCCCGUAUUUUCAGCCACCGCCGGCGAUUAUGGCGGCCGGAGUGGAGGAAGGAAAAUGGGGGAGAGAGGAGAGGAGAGAGUAUGUGAGGAAGAGGCUGAGGAGGAAGAAAUUGGUCAGCGAAGUGAAUCCUUUGAUUACUCUUGUAGCUCCGAAUCUGCUUCUGUUUACUCUCUUGUUAUGGGAUCCUAUUCCUGAGUAAAUCGAUGGAUCUUCUCUGUGAUUCUGUAUAAACUGAUCUUUAAGCAAUAUUUUUUUUUAAAAAAAAA